Messenger RNA from Fusarium venenatum, 1176 nucleotides. RefSeq lists its product as uncharacterized. Gene Ontology annotation, molecular function: oxysterol binding. Gene Ontology annotation, cellular component: intracellular membrane-bounded organelle; membrane; cytosol. The record is from RefSeq and is a predicted model, not a curated record. NCBI's taxonomy places the organism in Eukaryota, Fungi, Ascomycota, Sordariomycetes, Hypocreales, Nectriaceae.
AUGGCGCCCAUUCCAAAAACUCAAAGAACUAUUCACGAUGACUCUACCUCAAUUGGUAGACGCUUCGUUGAUCUUGCCAAGUUCCUGUCCUCAUUGAAAGGCGACUUGGAUCUUGCAAAUGUCACGGCCCCUCCAUUCUUCCUUGCUCCAUCUUCAGUCGUCGAAAAUCCAGGAAGCUGGGCUCAACGACCAUGUCUUUUUACAGCCCCGACCAACGAACUUGAUCCAGCAAAGCGAAGUUUAUCGGUUCUACAAUUAUUCCUUGCAGGUCUUCGGAGUCAAUUGUACGUUGCUGGUGCACCCAACGUUAGCAUCAAGAAGCCUCUCAACGCGUUUCUCGGCGAAUUGUUCCUUGCAUCAUGGAGUGAAGGAGACAGCAACACAAGAUUAGUCGUUGAGCAAGUCAGCCAUCAUCCACCAAUCACCGCCAUGCAUAUUGCCAGUGAAGGGAUCAGAGCCGAUGGAUACGGACGAGUCGAGAUGACGUUCAAUGGAAACAUCAACAUUCGCCAGAUGGGUCAUGCGGUGAUACACCUGGACAAGUUCGACGAGGAUUAUCUUGUUCCACUUACCGAUGUCACUGUACGAGGAUUCAUGUCUGCAUGUCUUUACCCAGAGAUCAUUGGCACAUAUACCAUCAACUCAAGUUCUGGGUAUGUCUCGGAAAUAGAUUUCUCAGGAACGGGCUUCUUUAGAGGAAAGAGGAAUUCCUUCGAAGCAAGAAUCUACCACAAAGAUCAACCAAAGAAAAUUUGCUACAAGGUUUCUGGAGUCUGGAGCGAGGGCUGGAAGAUCACAGACGCCAAUGGCGUGGUGGAAACAUACACUGUUGAACCAGAAAAGUCAUUCAUGGAUAUCAGCCCGGUCGAGAAACAAGAUCCACGGGAAUCAAGACGAGCAUGGGGAGAUGUCAUUUCGGCCUUGCAGCAAGGAAAUUACAGAGAUGCAUCUGCAGCAAAGCAUACAGUGGAGGAAGCUCAACGACAAAAGAGGAAAGAAGAGAAGAUGUCAGGAAAGACAUGGCAGCCAGCCUUGUUCAAUAGUGUUCCAGGAGAUGAGCAUGAUGUCUUUCAUCGGUUAUCAAAAGGAACAAAGUGGCAGCUUUACGAUGAAGAGACAAGAGGAGUUUGGAGAAUUGAUGAAGAGAGCUUGCGUCAUUUAGAUGCGAGACAAUAA